AUGAAAGGAAAAAGUUCAGAAUCCUUAUAUGUAAUGAAUUCAGCGGCGGUAUUCCUCCACAACGAUCUCGUCACAGAGGUCCUCUCUGCUCUUCCGGUGAAAUCUCUUGUUCGUUUUAAGUGUGUCAGUAAGCAUUGGAAAACCCUUAUCUCCGAUCAUUCCUUCGUGAAGUUGCAUCUUAGGAGAUCACAAACACGAAAUCAAUACUUAACAUUAGUAACAUCAGAAGAGUUUGAUCGCCGUAUUGUUCCAUAUCCUAUAUGCCGUUUACUUGAUAACCCCUCAUUCAACCUUUUUGAUGAUUCUGACCAUCGUUUGAAAUACAGCAGAUGUGAACGUAUAGUUGGUUCAUGCAAUGGUUUAAUUCUUUUUUCGGAUAUACUUUCCGAUUACGACUUUAAUAUAAAGUCUUAUCGUAGAAGUUACUGGCUCUAUGUUUGGAACCCAGCCACCCGGAAAACUUCUGAAAGAUUUGAAUCUUCGGGUCUAUCUUUCAAUUUCAACUUUGCAUUUGGUUGUGAUAAUUCAAACGACACUUAUAAAAUAGUGGCGUUCUCUUACCUUGAAGAUGAAUUUAAAACCGAGGUGAGAGUUCUUAGUUUAGGUGAUUAUGUUUGGAGAAAUGUUGAAUGUUUCAUGAAUGUUAUUCUUCCGCAAAAUUAUGUGUAUUUGGGUGAAACUAUUAACUGGUUGGCUAUUCACAAGCGUAAGGAUAUUAUGGUUGAGUUGUUUGUUAUUAUUUCAUUUGAUUUGAGAACAGAAACAUACAAGGAAAUGGAAGUUCCUUGUGGUUUUAAUCAAGUCUCUUGGAAACUGCCCGAUCCAGUUCUUGGUGUGUUGGAAGGCUGCCUUUGUUUUUCUUAUUACAACGAAAAGGAUUUCGUCAUAUGGCUGACGAAAGGAUUUGGAGUUAAAGAUUCUUGGACUGAAUUUCUUAAAAUUAAUAAUCUAAAUAUUCAAAUAGAUUAUAACUAUAUUGAUAGACAUCCGUGGGUGCCAUUGCUUUUGUCUGAUGAUACACUAAUACUGACGAGCCAUAAUGAAUCUCAGGCAAUUCUCUAUAAUUGGAGAGAUAAUAGAGUAACUCGAACAAACAUUAUUGGUAGUAGAACCGGCUCUUAUUUAGAUUGGCAGGAUGCCAAAGUUUAUGUUGAAAGCUUAGUUCCAAUUUCUAAAUGUAAGUUUGUCUUCAAUGGUUUACUUAUUUGA
This is a messenger RNA of Vicia villosa (hairy vetch), 1209 nucleotides long. RefSeq names its product F-box/kelch-repeat protein At3g23880-like. Gene Ontology annotation, molecular function: protein binding. The transcript has a single exon. Bases 1 to 1209 code for a protein of 402 amino acids. NCBI's taxonomy places the organism in Eukaryota, Viridiplantae, Streptophyta, Magnoliopsida, Fabales, Fabaceae. The record is from RefSeq and is a predicted model, not a curated record.